AUGGAAACCUGGUGGUGGAAUGUUGAAGUACAGGACAGCAUAAAAAGGAAGACGCUGGCGAAAAAGAACUGGGAUUACCUAAGGGAUGAGGAAAGCAAAAUGAUAUAUAAGGAAGCAAGACGUGAGACAAAAAGAGCGGUGGCAAAAGCAAAGGAAAAUGCAUACGAGGAGUUGUAUGAACGGUUAAAUACAAAGGAAGAGGAGAAGGACUUGUACCGACUUGCAAAACAAAGGGACCGUGCUGCAAAGGAUGUGCAACAAGUACGGACUAUUAAGAAUGUAAAUGGAAAUGUGUUGACAGACCAGGUGAGUGUACUGAAAAGAUGGAAGGAAUACUUUGAAAGGUUGAUGAAUGAGGAAAACGAAAGGGAGCAACGGGCGGAAGAGGUAGAUGUAGUAGAUCAUCAUAUACCACAAAUUAGCGAGUAUGAAGUGAGAGAAGCUUUGAUGGUCCUGAUGAUACACCGGUAG
Molecule: messenger RNA, 471 nt
Organism: Anneissia japonica
Lineage: Eukaryota; Metazoa; Echinodermata; Crinoidea; Comatulida; Comatulidae
Exons: 1
Coding region: 1-471 (156 amino acids)
Source: RefSeq, a predicted model, not a curated record